CUUCCUCCGGCUAGGUUGUGGGAAACAGGCUUUCUAGCCUUGUUCCUUAGCUCCUCCCUCCCCGGAUUUGUCCAGCCCACCAAGGGGAAGGCAGCAAAAGAUAAUCACAGAGUCCUGCACUGUAGGUUUCGAUUAGCAGACAGUUCUUCCCACUAGGAGUCUUCUGUUUGGAGCUGUGAACCCCUCUGCCUGCGUCUUCCUCACUGCCUGGUGGGCCUCAGAGCCAUGGCAACGGAGGAAAAGAAGCCGGAGACGGAGGCUGCCAGAGCACAGCCCACUCCUUCGUCAUCGGCCACACAGAGCAAGCCUGCACCUGUUAAACCAAACUAUGCUCUAAAAUUCACCCUGGCCGGCCACACGAAAGCUGUGUCCUCUGUGAAAUUCAGCCCGAAUGGGGAGUGGCUGGCAAGUUCGUCUGCAGAUAAACUCAUUAAAAUUUGGGGUGCCUAUGAUGGAAAAUUUGAGAAAACCAUAUCUGGUCACAAGCUGGGAAUAUCAGAUGUGGCCUGGUCGUCAGAUUCUAACCUCCUUGUGUCUGCCUCAGAUGAUAAAACCCUAAAGAUAUGGGAUGUGAGCUCGGGAAAGUGUCUGAAAACCCUGAAGGGGCACAGUAAUUAUGUCUUUUGCUGUAACUUCAACCCCCAGUCCAACCUCAUUGUCUCAGGCUCCUUUGAUGAGAGCGUGAGGAUAUGGGAUGUGAAAACCGGCAAGUGCCUCAAGACUCUGCCUGCACACUCGGACCCAGUUUCUGCUGUUCAUUUUAAUCGAGAUGGAUCCCUGAUAGUGUCAAGUAGCUACGAUGGGCUCUGUCGGAUCUGGGACACUGCUUCAGGCCAGUGCCUGAAGACACUGAUCGAUGACGACAACCCACCUGUGUCCUUUGUGAAGUUUUCUCCGAAUGGCAAGUACAUCCUGGCUGCGACCUUGGACAACACCCUGAAACUCUGGGACUACAGCAAAGGGAAGUGCCUGAAGACAUACACUGGUCACAAGAAUGAGAAAUACUGCAUAUUUGCAAAUUUCUCUGUUACUGGUGGGAAGUGGAUUGUGUCUGGCUCUGAAGAUAACCUGGUGUACAUCUGGAACCUUCAGACAAAGGAGAUUGUGCAGAAACUACAGGGCCACACAGAUGUUGUGAUCUCGACGGCGUGCCACCCAACGGAGAACAUUAUCGCCUCAGCUGCCCUGGAGAACGACAAGACCAUUAAGCUCUGGAAGAGCGACUGCUAGGUCCUUGGGUGCCACGGGCGGGCCGUCAGGAAGCCGACCCGAUCGGCAAGGAGCGAGGUGUCUCGGAGGGGUCCUCCUGGGUCUGGGCCUGGGGACCUGGGGGGGCCUGCACUUGAGCCUCCUCUGAAGACCAUUUGGCUAAGAGGGAGUGUUACCACCAGAAAGUUCUAGAAGGUGACAUUUCUUGCCAAUUCCUCUCACAUUGUCUGGGGAAGAAUUCCUAGUCUGUAUUGUGUUCAGUCAACAAAUUUAAUUUUUUAUUACAAAAGGGUGAGGUGAAGUUCAGUUUAUCAAGAGUUGUGUUUUCCCCAGUAAACGUUCUGUACUGUUUUUGAUGUUUUAUUACCCUGUGCAAGCGCUGUGACCAGUCGCCACUCUCCCAGCCCAACUUCCGCAGGGUCCCCUGGUCUGGCCAGUAGAUGCUGUCGUGACACGGUCCCCCCUGCCACCCAUUCCUGCCUGUAGUAGUUCCCAGUGUGUUUCAAAGUCUGGAAAAGACAAACCCCGUGAGGCUGUGUACGUGUAAAACCCUGUGUACGCAAGUCUGUGUGCCUGUGCUGAUGGCAUGGUGGUGGCACUCAGUGGUCCCUGUUUGUGUCCCCGGUGUUCACACAACAAGCAGCGAGGCUGUAGGAAAAGGUGCGAACUGCGCAAGGCGUAGCAGCUGACUCCUCACAUUAAGCUUGUCUCCACUGCUUUUGUAUAAAAGCCUCACAAUUGGCAGGAGGUGAAAGGACUUGGUCAAGGGCAGGUGCCCCCAAUGGCACAGCAUUCUGACCUUGUCCUCCAGAAGCCUGGAGCUGCAGAAGACAACUCCCUGCACAAUAAUACUGUGUAAGCAAGGGGGCAGGGGAGGAACUCUCGGGAAGGUCUUAGUUAAAAAGAAGCCCAAGGCCCUGAAACAUCCUGUUGAAUGUAGCAGAUGGCUUUUAGGGGCGGCUGGGGUGCAGGAGGCCCCAGUACUUCAGUUCCAGGCUUAGGCUCUGCUCUGAGGGGCUGGUGACCGUCCUCGAUUGCUGGCUUGAAGACAGGCAGGCUUCUUAGAGUCCUCAGUGGCAGGGAUUUGGGUAUCAUCCACCUGCCUGGCCCUCCCGGCCAGUCUGCCAGCACUGAGACCUUGUGUGGGGAAGGUGCGUUCUCACCAGGGCCUGGGUGUGCAGGUGGCUGAUGUCAACAGUCUGCGUCUCAGCCCUCUCUGCCUUUCCUAAGGCCCGAAUCCCCAGUUCUGGGGUUCUGGAUGGUGCCAGAUAGUGAAUGAAGCCUUCAGUUGUAUGGGGUGGCGAGGAAGUGGGGGCUGCCCUCAGGUCUCCUGGGAACCCUCUGGUGACCACUGUUGCACAGGGUGAGCAUGACAAUGCUGAAGGCAUCUGGGAAUCAGCUGCCUACAGGGCCCGUCCUCUGGAAGUAGAAGUGCUCGUGGGUUCCUGUCCUUGGGAUGAACUGCUGCAGGAAAUGGGUGAAACGCUCGGGGGCUGGGACCCACACUAGCAGCACAUCUUGAUAGAAAAAGCUAAGGUCUGUGUGUCGGCAUCCCAGUGGCUUGGCUUUGGGGUUUCCCGAGAGACGUCGAGGUUCCUUCAGUUUUGUCGGUUCUGGUGUCAGUUUGCCCCUGGGAGGAGGGGUGUGUGCGGAGCACCGUAUCCUUGAAUAUAGUGUAUUUUUUCUACAUUGGAAUUCUUGGUUGUAGAUUUAUGUAAAAAUACAUUCUCUUUUUGGAAAUAAAGAUUUUCAUGUCUUGUA
This is a messenger RNA of Miniopterus natalensis, 2970 nucleotides long. RefSeq names its product WD repeat domain 5 (gene WDR5). NCBI's taxonomy places the organism in Eukaryota, Metazoa, Chordata, Mammalia, Chiroptera, Miniopteridae. The record is from RefSeq and is a predicted model, not a curated record. Gene Ontology annotation, molecular function: histone binding. Gene Ontology annotation, cellular component: Set1C/COMPASS complex.